This is a messenger RNA of Coccinella septempunctata (seven-spotted ladybird), 448 nucleotides long. Its product is annotated as allergen Tha p 1-like. NCBI's taxonomy places the organism in Eukaryota, Metazoa, Arthropoda, Insecta, Coleoptera, Coccinellidae. The coding region runs from base 60 to 404 and encodes 114 amino acids. The record is from RefSeq and is a predicted model, not a curated record. The transcript has 2 exons.
AGUAUAUAAAAUUGUUACAUAUUCCGAUACCGCCAAACAUUCAGUGAAAAAAUCGUGAAAUGUAUUUAAUGCUAACAAUUCUCUGCUUUUUCGGUUCUGUUUCGGCAAGACCAAAUAGAGAAAUUUAUGAGAAAAUUCCUAAAGUAGACGUUGAUGAAGUUUUAACCAGUGAUGCCGUAUUAGAACAUCAUUUCAACUGUAUCAUGGAAAGGAGCGGAUGUCCUGAUUUGAUUGACGAAAUAAAAUUUAUUGUGCCUGAAAUAAUGAAAACUAACUGUGGAAUAUGUACUGAAGAGGAAAAGGAUGUGGUCAGAAGGGUAACAACACAUGUAAGGGAGACCAGACCAGAAAUGUGGGCAGAAUUUUCCGACCGCUUCGACCCAGAGAGAAAAUUCCAAAUAUGAAAUUGACAUUCAUACAAAACCUUCAAUAAAUCUUGAAAAAUUGA